UCCAGUCUGAGACCCGGCAGGAACCCUAACCUUCCCCCCCCCCCCCCCCCCCCCCCCCCCCCGAGCCGCCGCCAGACCACCCCGCCGCUUCUCCUUCCACCUCUUCUCGCGCCGGCGUCCGUAUCUCCUGCGCUCGAGCUUAGCUGAGCUAUUAUGGGCAAGUCGGGCAAGAAAUCCGUUGUUGCGGUUGCACCUGCUGCUGUCUCGGUCCCAGAGGGCAAGUCUGCAAAGAAGGGGAAGAGAAAUGCGGAAGAUGAGAUUGAGAAGGCAGUCAGUGCGAAGAAGCAAAAGACUGUACCUGUAAAGGUUGAGCCAGUGAAGAAGCAGCCCCCUCCCAAAAAAGUUGAGAGCAGUAGCUCUGAGGAAGAUUCUGAAGAUUCUGAAGAUGAGGUUAAGGUCCAGCCAAAGAUGGCCUCAGAUGAUGAUAGCAGUGACAGUGAUGAGAGCAGCGACGAGAGCUCCUCAGAUGAUAAGCCUGCUGCUCAGCUAAAGAAGCCGUCAGUUGCCACCGUGCAAAAGAAAACCCAAGAGUCUGAUAGCUCUGACAGCGAUUCCGAUGAUGAAUCAGAUGAGGAUUUGCCUGUUAAAGCUCCAGUAGUAGCCAAGAAAAAGGAAGAGUCGAGUGAGAGUUCUGAAUCUGAAUCUGAGUCCGAGGAUGAGGAUAACAAUGCUAAAACAGUGAAGCCUGCAAAGGCUGCUGCUCCUAAGAAGAAAGAGGAAUCUAGUGAUAGCUCAGAAUCUGACUCUGAGUCAGAUUCGGAUUCUGAUGAACCUGAAAAACCUACUGAUGCUGCAAAAAUGCCUCUAGCAACAGAUAACAAGAACAGACAAUCCAGUGAUGAAUCUGAUGAUAGUUCUGAUGAGAGUUCUGAUGAAAGUGAUGAGGAGCCUCCUCAAAAGAAGCCAAAGGCUGUCACUGAGGUUUCAAAGAAAGAAAGCAGCAGUGAUGAAGAAGAAGAUAGUGAAGAGGAAAGUGACGAACAGGCUAAAACUCCCAACACAAAAUCGGCACAGAAAGAAGUGUAUUAUUUCUUCCAGGCCAAAACUCCUGCCAAAAACCAUAGUCAGUCUGCUGGAUCGAAGACGAUUUUUGUUGGGAAUUUAUCCUACAGUGUAGAUCGUGAACAAGUUAAGCAAUUUUUUGAGGAGGCUGGUGAGGUUGUAGACGUUCGUUUGCCUACUUUCGAGGAUGGGCGCAUGAGAGGCUAUGGUCAUGUUGAAUUUGCUACAGCUGAAGCUGCUCAGAAGGCACUUGAAUUUGCUAAUCAUGACCUGAUGGGGCGGCCUGUGAGGGUUGACAUUGCCGUUGAGAGGGGCGCGUACACUCCUGGCAGCGGGAUGGACAAUGGUUCUUUCCACAAAUCUGCUCCAAGGUCAGGCAAUACUGUAUUUAUUAAAGGCUUUAACACAUCUAGUGGAGAGGAUGAGAUCCGAAGCGCUCUUGAAGAACAUUUUGGUUCUUGUGGAGAGAUUGUUCGGAUUUCAAUUCCAAAGGAUUACGAAACUGGUGCACCCAAAGGGAUGGCGUACAUGGACUUCAAGGAUCCGGAUUCCUUGAAUAAAGCAUAUGAGCUGAAUGGAACCGACCUUCAUGGCUACAACUUGUAUGUUGAUGAGGCAAAGCCUAGGCCUGAUAACAACAGAGAUGGUGGCUUCAGUGGUGGCAGGCGUGGAAGUUUCAGUGGAGGAAGAGGGAGAAGUGACAGGGGCCGAGGUGGCCGUGGACGUGACGGAGGACGUGGACGUGGAUUUGGUGGAAGGGGUGACAGAGGCCGUGGAGGUCGGGGCACUCCAUACAAGCAGAGCGCUGGUACAGCUAGUACAGGAAAGAAGACAACAUUCGGUGAUGACGAGUGAAGCUUUGGCAUGCGGCUAUAGUGAAAUGCGAACACCUUUUGUCUUGUACCCUGAAACUUAUGUUAUAUGUUCGCCUAUUUCGUGCUGUGAUGCUGCAUGCUUUGCAAUUUUGACAUUUUCUGAACCUAUUCAGACAUUAGUUAUGAAAGUAUCUCGUGGACGUGUGAUCUGUCAUGGUACUUGUGCAUUGCAAUUUUAUGAUGAGGGUAGUAUGUUCUUUUA
This is a messenger RNA of Panicum virgatum (switchgrass), 2079 nucleotides long. Its product is annotated as nucleolin 2-like. The record is from RefSeq and is a predicted model, not a curated record. The coding region runs from base 154 to 1857 and encodes 567 amino acids. Gene Ontology annotation, molecular function: RNA binding. Lineage: Eukaryota; Viridiplantae; Streptophyta; Magnoliopsida; Poales; Poaceae. The transcript has 17 exons.